AUGACAACAACAACAACAUUCGAGCACCUCUCUUUCGAGUUGUUCUAUGAACUAUUUAUUUAUUUCCACUUUCAUGAAGUAUUCAAUAUUUUUUCUCAUCUCAAUUCACGAUUUGCUGCUAUUGUUAAUAACAUGCCAUUUAUGCCUGCUUACUUGGGUCUAAAUGAAAUGAGUAUAGCGAUAACAGAAUUCUACUACACACAAUUAUCACAAUUGAACGUAUGUAAUCUUCUUAUUUCAUUAUGUGUAUCAGAUACAUUAGCUAUUGAUAAUGGAUUAUGGUUAGCAUCAUAUUUAUCUUUAAUUGGCAUUAAACGUUCUUCAUUUGAAUAG
Messenger RNA from Rotaria sp. Silwood2, 333 nucleotides. The record is from the annotation of a GenBank genome assembly. Lineage: Eukaryota; Metazoa; Rotifera; Eurotatoria; Philodinida; Philodinidae.